ACGUCAUGGAACUUCGUAAAACUCGACGGAAUUCAAUUCAACCGAACACACCCGUAAGCUCUGUUUGCUUCCUCGUGAAAAAAGAAAAAAAAAAAAAGUGCAAUUCUUGAAUGUAGAAAAGUCCACGGUCUGCCCGAUAAAAAGGUUAUGGAUUUGGACAUGGAAAGAAAGAUUCAAUCUUUGUAACCGAGAGAUGGAGAGUAACACAAAUAACAAUAAGAGAAGCGAAAUCGGGAAGCCGAUGGUUGGAUUGAUAUGCGGUACGUUGGUGUACUAUCACUGUGCGUAUCGGAAUGCCAGCCUUCUCUCUUUGGUUUCCGAUGUUCUCAUCGUCCUCCUCUGCUCCCUCGCCAUUCUCGGUCUGCUCUUCCGACAGAUGAACAUCUCGGUUCCGGUUGAUCCACUUGAGUGGCAGAUCUCUCAGGACACUGCUAACAGCAUCGUCGCAUGGUUUGCUAAUACAAUAGGGGCGGCUGAGUCUGUCUUGAGGGUUGCUGCAACUGGGCAUGACAAGAGGCUAUUCUUCAAGGUUGCCAUUUGUCUGUAUAUUCUAUCAGCUUUGGGACGAUUGGUCUCAGGUUUUACUGUUGCUUAUGCUGGUCAGUUGGACCUUUCUACACUGAUUUAUGGCCAAAUGACUAAACAUUGUUCAUUUGGUCAUUUUGCCCAGGCAGACUGCAGGUCACCGGGAUUAGGACAAGCUUUUGGUCCACUUAGUUUGGUUUGGUUUUAUUGGCAUGGUUUCUUCACCAAAGUUGUGCCAUUAUGUGUCUAGUUUCAUGUCCAAUUGGCUUUGCACCAAUUGAACCUCUAUAAUUCAAGUUAUGGCUGCCUAAACCUGCUGGAUUCAAGUCCAAUUCUGCAGGUCACUCCAAUUCUGUAGGUCACUCUAAUGGCAGCCACACCAAACUCAAAUCCCAUCACUCAACACACUUCAUUUUUUAUUUAAAUAGAACUAAAUGGUCACUGAUUGACCAUUAAUACCUAUUUUCAUCAUCACAUGGUCAAAGUCUCAUUUUUUCGCCCCAAACCCUAACUCACACAUUACCAUUCAUACAUUUACAUACCUUCCAUUGUCCUAAGUAUUGUAUUAAUGUUAAAGGCAGCCAAAUUACAAUUUAACUCUAAGAAAUCUUCAAAACUCUACUAGGUUCAAGGCUGCCCAAAAUUUUGGGAUGGACAUACACAAGAUAUUUAGCAAAUUUUUUUACAAUUUUGCACUCAAUUAUACUUAUUCAACAUCAAUUUGAAGAGAAACAUAAGUUUAAGUCACUAACCUCAUAGGGAGCUAAUCCAAAGCUUGUAAGAACUCUUUCUUUUUAAUUCCUUUUGCCCCCAAAAAACUCACCAAGAUGAUAGAACAAUUUUUUGUUUUGCUAGGUUAGGGUUUUAUGGUGUGAAAGUUAGGGAAAAUCAAGCUUUGAAAGCUUGUUUAUGGUGGCCAUGGAGGAGUGGUUUACGGCAAGGAAAAGAAGAAGGGAGAGGAAGUCUGAUUUUUUGUUCAUUUUCCAUCUCAUUUGUCUCUUUUAAGUAAGCUUAUGCCAUGUGUCAACUUUGGGUUGGUUGGGAGAAUCUUAAUGACAUCGUUAUGAUGUCAUAAGUCUAUUUUCUUUCAUUUUCUCUUCAUUUCUUGUCUAAUUAAUUUCAAUUAAAUUUUUAACAACAUUUAAUCAUAUUUUAUGUUAUAUAAAUUAUUUAUUUAACUGGACAAGUUGGUCAAAAAUCAUCUCUAAAGACGAAAUGACCAAAAUGCUCUCCGUUUGGUUUAACGGGCCAAUAUUGUCUGUACCAAUUGAAAAAAUUUUCUAAGCAUUUCCUUGGCAUUCUAAUGCCAUAAGAACCUCAAUAACACUUCUCUGGAGUCCCAAUAAUUAUUUUAUAAUUUUUUCCCCGGGUCUAGGGCUCCUAGUUGCGAGAACCGCAACUUCUCACUAGAUUACUCAUCGCUAGGGCACCGGCUCAUUUAACUUGGUUGUAUUUUAUUUCUAAAAUUUUUCCUAAAUUUUCCUUAUUAAUAUUUGAGUUAAUUAUAGUUCAUCACUUUAGUUUAAAUAUUUUUUCGGACAUUCUAACUGUCCGGACCGACACUGAUCACCGGAACAGUAGACUGUACGGACUAACUAAAGUGAGUAUGUUACAGUCUGGCUUUUAUGCAUGUAAUUAAUUUGUAUUGCUGUCUUUUUUUAAUAAAAUGCAUAAUACUCAGAACAGCCAUUGCUAUAUGAUCUAUAACAUGCAGCUGACCUGUUCAAUUUUUUUAUUUUUC
Molecule: messenger RNA, 2266 nt
Organism: Hevea brasiliensis (rubber tree)
Lineage: Eukaryota; Viridiplantae; Streptophyta; Magnoliopsida; Malpighiales; Euphorbiaceae
Product: reticulon-like protein B22
Exons: 4
Coding region: 194-775 (193 amino acids)
Source: RefSeq, a predicted model, not a curated record